AUAAUAACAUGGAGGAUCUUCAACUAGUCCCAGUCAUGGCCAAGGAUGUGGAGGCACAAUUUGUAGAGAUCAUGGUGCCACUCUAUUCUUAUGGUUGUGGCAAGAAAAUCAAGAAAGCUUUGGCCCAUUUUAAAGGUAUUUAUUCGGUCAAUGUGGAUCACAAUCAACAAAAGGUGACAGUAUGGGGCAUUUGCAACAAGAAAGAGGUGUUAUCCACCAUUAGAGCUAAGAGGAAAGGAGCUCGUUUCUGGAACAUGCCGAAAGACAAUGACAUCCAAUCACACACCGCACCAUCCUCACCCUUGCUUUGUCCUUCGCCUCUUACCAUCAUUAAGAGACGUCCAUCUUUGUCGCUCAAUUGGAGAGCAGCAUGGAAGAAGGUCUUCAAUAGAUCCAAUUCCUUCUAAAUCAAUUGUCCCAACCCCCUCCCCCACUUUUUUGCUUUAAUGUUAAUGUUAAUGUUAUUGUUACUGCUAUGUACUACUAGUAAUAUUGUAGGACAAUGGAUUAUAUGAAGAUGCAAGUGUUAUUUUGAAUUUUGGGCGUGUUGUCAUCAAUAAAUUGGUUUUUUCUUCCU
Cynara cardunculus var. scolymus (artichoke) is the source of this 577-nucleotide messenger RNA. RefSeq names its product heavy metal-associated isoprenylated plant protein 28. The transcript is spliced from 2 exons. Gene Ontology annotation, molecular function: metal ion binding. The coding region runs from base 9 to 407 and encodes 132 amino acids. NCBI's taxonomy places the organism in Eukaryota, Viridiplantae, Streptophyta, Magnoliopsida, Asterales, Asteraceae. The record is from RefSeq and is a predicted model, not a curated record.